GUAAAUAAGAUUUUAUUAUGGAAAAUGAAAAUAUCUCCUUGGUUAAUAAUUCACAUAUGAUAAGAAAUCAAAAGAUGGCUAAUUCAGACCCUUGCCUAAGUGCAUUUAACUAUGAGCCACCGGGACUAUUAUCGAAUGAUUCUAAGAUGGUAAUAAAUAAUCACGCUUUAUAUGCAGACGCAAAUAAUGCAGAAAACGCUAUGUUAUCUUCGGAAGUACACAAAUUCCCUAAUAAUUCUAAUGUCGAAAGCUCACCUAAUAUUCAAAUGCCUAAUAUUGAACAGUCAAUUGUUAUACCCCAUGGGCAAAAGCGAAAAAAUACUGUAAUGAAAGAUGAAAAUUCUUCUAAAAAAGGAAUGUUGACAAUCACAGAAGAAAAAAAAAAUAAUCAUCUGAGAAAAAAUAUUCGCGAUGUUAUGAAUGAGAAUCAUUUAGAUACAACUACACUUGCGGCGCAAAGAGAAGAGUCCGAAAGAUUAGCCAGAGUUGCAGAUCAACAAAAAUCAAUGAGAGAAAUAAGAAAAAAUGUCGUCCACAAAAAUUUUUUUCGCAUUUUGAACUUGGAAGGCGCUGAUGACUCUGAAGGUAGUGCACCUCAAACCUGUACCAAUAUGCCGAUUUUAUUGCCUGAAGAUGAUAUUACAUCAGUAACAUGUGAUGAAUCAAACAGUAGCUUAAGUUGCAGUAUUGAUGAUGUUUUAGAUAAGGAAGCCAGUACUGAACCUUUUGACGAAGUUGUUACCAUUGACGAUAGUUCUGAUGACGACUGCAUAUUGUUAUCUGAAGAAGAAGAUUGCAAUGAAAGCGAUGAUGCUACAAAUAGUGGAAUGCAUGUUAAAGAUAUUUAUAAUAUUCACGAUGAAUUUGGAAGAGUUGUUGUAAAUAUUGCACAUCCUGAAGGAGAAGAGACAUUGUACUUAGCUCCUCAAAUUGCCAAAGUAAUAAAACCUCAUCAAAUUGGAGGUGUACGAUUUUUAUAUGAUAAUAUAAUCGAAUCCACACGGCGGUUCAAUAAAUCAAGUGGCUUUGGCUGUAUACUUGCCCAUUCAAUGGGAUUGGGCAAAACUUUACAAGUUGUCUCCUUCUGUGAUAUAUUUUUAAGACACACCUCAGCAAAAACGGUCUUAUGCGUUAUGCCAAUUAACACGUUACAAAAUUGGUUAAGUGAAUUUAAUAUGUGGAUUCCUCGCCAGUCUGCUGACAGUAAUAUUCGUCCAAGAAGUUUCGAGAUAUUUGUGUUGAAUGAUCAACAAAAAAAUUUAACAGCUAGAGCAAAAGUUAUAUUAAAUUGGACUCGCAAUGGUGGAGUAUUGCUGAUUGGAUAUGAACUUUUUCGUCUACUUGCAUUAAAAUUAGUUACAACUCGUAAAAAGAGAGGGAAAAAGGCGGAAUUAAAUGACACCAUCGAUCCAAGUCAAGAUUUAAUGAAUUCGGUGUACGACGCUUUAGUGAAGCCUGGUCCAGAUUUAGUUAUUUGUGACGAAGGACACAGAAUUAAAAAUUCACAUGCUGGCAUAUCACUUGCUUUGAAACAAAUUCGAACCCGUCGUCGAAUAGUUUUAACUGGAUAUCCCCUUCAAAAUAAUUUAUUAGAAUAUUGGUGCAUGGUAGAUUUUGUACGUCCUAACUAUUUAGGCACUCGAACUGAGUUUUGCAAUAUGUUUGAGAGACCAAUACAAAAUGGACAAUGUGUAGAUUCAACUCCCGAUGAUAUAAAGCUAAUGAGGUAUAGGGCACAUGUCCUUCAUAGUUUGUUGUUAGGCUUUGUGCAACGGCGGUCUCACACUGUAUUGCAAAGCACAUUGCCGCAAAAAUUGGAAUAUGUUAUUCUUGUGCGAAUGACACCUUUUCAACGAAAACUUUAUGAUACCUUUAUGACAGAUGUUGUAAGAACAAAAGCAUUUCCGAAUCCCCUAAAAGCAUUCGCUGUAUGUUGUAAAAUUUGGAAUCACCCAGAUGUUCUAUAUAAUUUUUUAAAAAAAUGUGAGACUGAUUUAGAUUUAGACAUUGACGAAGAAUCUGCAAAAAAUGCGAAAAUCGCUGGCACAGAUGAAAGUUUGAAAAUUACGGAAAGCAUCCCAUCAAUACCAAUCCAGCAACAAAUAUUUGAGCAACAGCGAAAGGAUGCAAAAGACGAGAAAAACAAUAUUUAUACAACUGGUGAAAGCGCUGAUUUAAAUAAAGGCUAUUUCAACAAAAGUACUUCUGGACAAUAUAACAUGGAAAAAGAUAUCGAAUCUAAUUAUGGCCCCUACACUGAAGCAAAGAACAACUACUGGCUCGAUACAAAUAUACUUUCAAAGCCAAGUUACGUUGAAGUUUUAAAGCAGACUUGUUCUAAUGUUGCGAAAGAUUUUGAACCCAUAACUGGUUCUUCCGAAAUUGUAGACUUGGAUACAAAUGAAAUAAAAACAGUAGAGAGAAAUAUCCCGAUUAUAACUGUUAAUCCACAAAAAGAUAUUGAAUACUUGGAGGUUAAAGCAAUUGAAAAUACUAUUCCUAACAUGACAAGCGUUAAAGCUAAUGAAGGGAAUAGAAAAGCAUUAAGACCAAAGCGAAAUGACGAGUUUUCAUGUUCAUGGGCUUUAGAAAUAAUGAAAGAUUACGUGUCCGAGCAAAUAUCCAGUUCACCGAAAAUGGAAAUAUUUUUUUGUAUAUUACAAGAGAGUUUACGCUUGGGUGAUCGAAUAUUGUUGUUCAGUCAAAGUCUACUAACUUUAAAUUUGAUCGAAGGUUUUCUUAAAACAACCAUGGUACCAGGCAGUGCAAUCCCGUGGAUGCGAAACAGUUCUUAUUUUCGGUUAGAUGGUACUACUUCAUCACAAGAACGAGAAAGACUCGUAAAUGAAUUUAACUCGAAUAAGAAUGUAAAGCUUUUUCUAAUAUCUACAAGAGCGGGCUCAUUGGGUAUUAACUUAACCGGAGCAAAUAGAGUUAUUAUAUUUGAUGCCAGCUGGAAUCCAUGUCAUGAUACUCAAGCUGUAUAUAGAAUUUAUAGAUAUGGACAAACGAAGCCCUGUUAUAUUUAUAGAAUGGUUAUGGACAGGUGCUUAGAAAAAAAAAUAUAUGAUCGACAAAUUAAAAAACAAGGAAUGUCCGAUCGGAUAGUUGAUGAAUGUAACCCAGAGGCUCAUUUAUCUAUGAAAGAUGUCACUAAUUUAUGUCACGAUUACAACUCUGAUGAUGAAAAAAUUGAUAGUGGAAGUAACCACGAAUACAAUUUAAAUACUUUGCCUGUCAAACGCAGAGAGGAUAAUGUUAUUUCAACAGAAGCUUAUAUGGAUCCAAUUAUUAAUAAAAUUGUUGAAUUACAUGCAAAUUACAUAACAAAAAAUCCAUUUCUUCAUGAAAGUCUAUUAGUUGAUCAAAAAGAUAGAAAGUUAUCGCAAGCUGAAAAAAGACAAGCUCAUAGAAGCUAUGAACUUGAAAAGAAGGCUUCGGUUAAUCAGAAAUUGGCGUAUGCUCCUGGAAAAGUGCAAUAUAAAAUUGUUAACAACGAUGGAAUCGUUAUAACCCGACCCGUAGCAUCUAUAAAACCUCUGCCGAUGAAAUCUAAUAGUAACUUAAGUGGAGGUCGUUCUACACGUUGGAUUCCUGCCGAAGUAUGGCAAAGACAAGGAAUGACAGCUCAGGAAAUGACACUGCCACUUGAUGUUGUCAUACCGACAAAUUCAUCAGAUAAAUCAAAUAUAAUAUUAAAAGCUGGGCAACGAGUGAUGGUAUUGAAGUCUGUAAAAGGAAUCUACAUGCAAUUGGAGAGUGGAAAAAUUAUUGCCAUCAGAACUACGUCAAAACGACCAGAUGCUGAAAAAUGCAACAAAGACGAUAUAAUUGAUAUUACAUCUGAUGGCGAUACUGAAAUAUCGAAAUCCAAAGAACUAGAAAAAUCUUCUGGAGUUAACGUAUGUCUCGAUUCAAACAAGGAAUCAGUGCAAAUUGAACCAACGGAGCCACCAAUAAUUUUACAAGAGGAUUAUCAAAACGCUGAAAUUCAAAAUCCACAAAAUAAAAGCCAUGAUCAGGAGUUAGCAAGUAGCCAAGCUAGCAUAAAUCAAAUACCAGUAAAUGCGGAAGUUUCCCAACAACUUUAUAAGCACACACAAUUUCCCGCCAAUGACGCUUAUAAUAGUUCAAUUAAUGUUCAAUCAAAUACUCAAAUUCCACAGACUGUAAUACCGAAUAAUGAAUUAACAGAAAUUCCAUACUUUUCAAGUAAAAGUAGUCAACAUUCGUUUCCUCCUCAAUAUUAUAAUUACUAUGACAAUAAGAGCACACAUACAGCAUCACCUUAUCAUAUUAACCACUACUCUCCUUAUGGUCAUUUUAAUUUUGCACCAUAUCAUUCCAACAUUCAUUCAUCGGCUAUGUACAGCGGCAAUUCAUCAUAUAUAAAUUCAAGUAUGUUUCCGAGACAGCCCUGGAAUACAGCUCCAAACCCUCAGCCGAGCAAUGAGGCAGUGCGUCAACCUCAAUACUUGGGAAGUACAUACACAGUAAAUGAAUGGUCCUCACAGUAGAAAUUACCCACAUUAUUUAAUAUCUUUUUAUUGAUUAGAUUAGAAAAUUCUCUUAUGAACUAGCACUAUAUAAUACAUAAGAACGUGGAUUGUCAUUCCAAACAGACAAACUUUAUUUAUUUACAAAUAAAAUAUAAAU
Molecule: messenger RNA, 4656 nt
Organism: Drosophila busckii
Lineage: Eukaryota; Metazoa; Arthropoda; Insecta; Diptera; Drosophilidae
Product: helicase ARIP4
Exons: 7
Coding region: 18-4517 (1499 amino acids)
Cellular component (GO): nucleus
Molecular function (GO): ATP-dependent chromatin remodeler activity; ATP binding; ATP hydrolysis activity
Source: RefSeq, a predicted model, not a curated record